AUGAUUAAUGAACCAACUGCUGUCAAUUUGAUAGAAUUAUCCAAAACUAGACAUAGAAUUUCUUCAAUGAAAUCAAAUGAUACAAAUUUGGUGAAGAGAGAAUUAUUAUGCCAUCAAUCUACAAUUAAUGAAUAUAAAGACAAGAUUAUAAAUCAUUUAUUCAAAAAUGAAUUCAACUCAAAUAUACCAAAUUUAUCGUGUUUCAAUUCACAACCUUCAAUCGAUUCAAAUAUGAGAUGCCUCAUUUUUGAGUUCAUCGUCUGCUGCCAUUCGAGAUUAUCUUUGUCAACAAAGACUCUUUUCGCUACUUUCAAUUUAAUUGAUAAUUAUACUUCAAAAUUUAUAAUUAAAAACUAUAAUUAUCAAUUAUUAGCAUUAACCUCAUUAUGGAUCGCUUCUAAAAAUUUCGACCUAAAGAGAAACACACCAACUUUAAAUAUGUUACGAAAUCUUUGUUGUAAUACCUAUUCAAAACAACAAUUUAAAGACAUGGAAUUACAUAUAUUAAAGUCAUUCGAUUGGUCAUUAUCAAUGAUGAAUCCUACGCCUGAUACAUUCAUAGAUUUAAAUCUUUUCCAACGAAUUGAAAAUAAUCACAAUCAAGUAAAUAUUAAUAAUAUUAGGAUCUUGUCAUUAAUGUUAUGUGAAUUAACGUAUUUUAAUUUAAAUUUAAGAUUUAAAACACAAUUUUCCAACCUUUCCAAUUUGAUCGUUGACAUUUCCAUCGCAUUAGAAACAAACAAUCUUACUAGGUUGACCGAUUUUGAAGUUACUUUCUUAAAGGAUUUAUUUAAUACAAAUUUUAACAUCCCAUCAUGCUUUAAAUUAAAAUAUGACAAUUUCAAAAUUUCAAAAAUUUUAGAUUUUAAAGAAAGAGUCACUAACAUGAAUGAUAGCCUAAUUUUGGAUGAUUAUUUUGGACCCAUCAUCGAUACUAGACAUCAACAACAGCAAGAAAAAAUUAGGCUUAGACAUACAGUUGGCUCAAAGACGUCUGCGAUUAUCACCAAUAUUUCUAUGCCUUUGACACCAACCACUCCUAUCUACAUCAAGAAAAGAUACUUAGAUGAAGUAGAUGAUGAAGACGAAAGUGAACAUGAUUCAUGUAAACGCAUUUGCAACUAG
This is a messenger RNA of Kazachstania africana CBS 2517, 1125 nucleotides long. RefSeq lists its product as uncharacterized. Bases 1 to 1125 code for a protein of 374 amino acids. The transcript has a single exon. NCBI's taxonomy places the organism in Eukaryota, Fungi, Ascomycota, Saccharomycetes, Saccharomycetales, Saccharomycetaceae. Gene Ontology annotation, cellular component: centrosome; nucleus; cyclin-dependent protein kinase holoenzyme complex. Gene Ontology annotation, molecular function: cyclin-dependent protein serine/threonine kinase regulator activity. The record is from RefSeq and is a predicted model, not a curated record. Gene Ontology annotation, biological process: regulation of cyclin-dependent protein serine/threonine kinase activity; mitotic cell cycle phase transition.